GGAAGAGAUCCUGGUCCCGCGACGGCAACCCGGAAGCAGUCCCCGGCGUCGAGGCAGGAGGGACGCGCCCGGCUGAGGCGAGGUCGCUCUGCGCAGCUGUUGCGGGGCCAUGGCCGGGACGGCGCUGAAGAGGCUGAUGGCCGAGUACAAACAAUUAACACUGAAUCCUCCGGAAGGAAUUGUGGCAGGCCCCAUGAAUGAAGAGAAUUUCUUUGAAUGGGAGGCCUUGAUCAUGGGCCCAGAAGACACCUGCUUUGAGUUUGGUGUUUUUCCUGCCAUCCUGAGUUUUCCACUUGAUUACCCGUUAAGUCCCCCAAAGAUGAGAUUUACCUGUGAGAUGUUUCAUCCCAACAUCUACCCCGAUGGGAGAGUCUGCAUUUCCAUCCUCCACGCACCCGGCGACGACCCCAUGGGCUAUGAGAGCAGCGCGGAGCGGUGGAGUCCCGUGCAGAGCGUGGAGAAGAUCCUGCUGUCGGUGGUGAGCAUGCUGGCAGAGCCCAAUGAUGAAAGCGGAGCUAACGUGGAUGCGUCCAAAAUGUGGCGCGAUGACCGGGAGCAGUUCUAUAAGAUUGCCAAGCAGAUCGUCCAGAAGUCUCUGGGACUCUGAGACCUCCCCGCCCACAGGUGCGCACACACCGCCCAGCAGCUCGGCGUUUUCCUCCGGGGCACUUAGUGACACUGAUACUCUGUGCUGGUACCAAACAAGGCAGACUUGCAAGAACCACAGCAUCUUUUCUUUUUUAAACCUUUCCCACCCCACACAGGCUUCUCUUCUGAGAUGACUGACGUCACCUCUUGACAGCUUACUGCAGUUUUACAGUGUCCCUCACAAAGGGCUUCAGGUAGUUACCAGGGCUGUCAGCACUACCUCUCCCCGCUGAAACCAGCAGUUCAUCGCUCCCCGUGGAUUCCCUCCCGUCCUGGAGUGUUCAGGGGGUUGUGCCUGCCAGACCUCCAAGGGACGAUGGAAUACCCAGGACGCUCCUUCUGAAGAGAUGGGCCCUGUGGCUGCAGCACAGGGGAGGGCCCAGCACCCCUUCGGGGUCUCUCCUGGCUCCCUGUGGCCCGUGAGGAGUCCGCUCUUCCUUUCUUCCUUCAUAUUUUACAGGCAGACGCUUUUGUUAUAAUCUAGUUACAGCUUUUCCAUUUGUCGUGUAUUACAAACCAUCACACUUAGAAAUACUUCCAGGAAAUGAUUUUUUUAAAGCGUGAAUUAGUAAGAAAUAGGGUGCACAGAAAAGUGUAUUGCUGAUCACAAGGACGGAUAGUUUUUUCCUGACCAUACUCGACAAAGAUUUACGUUUGUGUGUUAGCAACUAGUGCAUUACCAGAGCAGGUGCAGGUGAGGUCUUAGAGCUUCAGUGAGGGUUUCUUCUAGAUCUACGGGAAUUUUUCUUUUCCAGCCUAAAAACUGGAAGCUCUAGGGUUUUGUACGUUCUGGAUGCACUAGGAAUUUAUUAGCACAAAAUCAUUCUUUGCAACUCAAAAGUCAGAAGGGACUCUACCAUAUCUUAGCCCAGAGCACAGAGGAGUGCCUUAUCCCCACCCUUGACUGGGCUGUGGAGGUGGGCAUGUGGGCCCGUGGGCCCCGGUUGGGGACAGAGCCCAUGUUUUGUGACUUAGGAUUUUGAUGUGGCUCCCAUGUUCUCUAACAGGGCCAGCUGAGCAGCACAGGCCAGGAGGCCACAGUAUAAGCAAUAACAGAACUGCCACAUGCAGAAGCAAAUAUCAGGCCUGUUGCACACAGGUGACAUUUAAAUAGGAAUUUCUAUUUUUGAAUAAGGGAUGGUCUACGAGGCAUACAGUAGACUUGAUCCUUCUCUGCCUCCCGUCCAUAGUGGAUCGUGGUCUGUGUGACUGAACCCACGCAGAGCGUCAGGGUUUACCGUUCCUUGUUGAAGGAGCUCCACAUUGGGCUUCUGUGGACACCAGAUUCUUUCCUUCUCACAAGGGACUUACUUAAAAUUUGGAAUGCAGGGCAAGAACUCGAAUUUGGAAGGAGAUGGGGAAAGGAGUGCUACUGUACCUAAGUAGUAUUUGCGGGCAAAUGAGAUGGAGCACUCUCUGUAAAGAAGAGUCGUUGUACAAGUAGAAUGGGGGCUGCGGGUGCGGUCCCCAAAGGGCGCACGAUUGCCUGCGGCUUCUGUGAGAUGAGAGGGCGGGGAGGCAGUCUCUUGACAAAAUAAAAUAUUUUUAUUCAUUUGUAUUUAUUAAAUGAAAAAUCCCAUGGUGUCCCUGUUGUGUGAAAUAAAUCACUGUUGAAAUAAAGUUCUGUGUUUUCCCUGC
Messenger RNA from Callithrix jacchus (white-tufted-ear marmoset), 2286 nucleotides. The record is from RefSeq and is a predicted model, not a curated record. Lineage: Eukaryota; Metazoa; Chordata; Mammalia; Primates; Cebidae.